AUGGCUUAUAAUCCGUUAGGAGCAGACAUAAACAUUUUGGACAAUAAUUUAACACAAAUUUUUAGGGAUUCAGAAGAAUGGCUAACACUAGAAUAUUUUUUGCAGAUGAAUGCCAGAACAUCUCGAGUAAAAUUAGUGCAAGCAUGGAAUAUAUCCCCAAUCGAAGUAGUAAACAAAUUUAAAAAACGAAAUUUCGAGAAACUUGUUUUAAAAAGUUUUAUCGAUACUUCUUCAAUGGAUAUGAAUAAUACCAUUCAAGAUGUUUGCGUACGAGGUUUUUCCAUUUCAAAAAAGGGAUUAAAAUUAUCCAUCGGAAAUUUCAACAUACCCGGAUUUCCAUUGAUAUCACUUAAUAAGGAUAACCCCCAUAGCAAUACAUAUGAACUCACAUAUGAGCAAAAUGGGUCUAACGAAGGUAAAAAGUCACUAAAACAAAGAAUUAUGGAGCAAAGUGAAAAUGUUUUAUUAUCAGGUGAAAGAGGGAUAUUUGAAUUUUUUGUGUGUGACGUUGGGGUUGGGUUAUCACUUUCUGUUAAUGAAGAUGAAAUUAAUUCAUAUGAUAGAGAUAUAUUACCUAUGGAAUAUGAUAGUAUAUUUAUCAAGAAAAAAGGGAAAAAUAAUAGUAAUAAUUGUGGGAAUAACGAAAAGAAUGGUGGUGCAAAUUUAGUUAAUUCUUUAACUAUUCAUUAUAAAAAUAAGGAAAAUAAUAAUAAUGAAAAGGAAAUAAAUUUAGAUUUAGGUGGUGAUAUAAUGCCAUCCUAUGGGGUUUUACCCUAUUAUACAUUUAAUCAUGAAUAUGUAAUUUAUGAUAGCUCUCAAUUGCUUCCUCGUUAUUUGAUACAAUUUGAAUGUGACCCUAGUGCUGAAGAAGUUUUUUCUAUUCCUUUAUGUGAUUAUUGUGGUAAUGCACCUUCUUUAUAUUAUUGUGAAUCGGAUGAAGUAAAAUUAUGUGAAAAAUGUGAUGAGAUUAUUCACUCUCAAAAUAAACUUGUUAAAAAGCACAUAAGAAAAACAUUAAAUGAAGCUCAAUCAAAUUUUGGAAAUUGCAAAAUCCAUUUACAAAAUGAAGUUGAUAUGUUUUGUACAGUGUGUCAUAUUCCUAUAUGUAACUUAUGUAUGUGUACCCAUGCACACAAAGAUUUAUCGAAUUCAAACUUUUUCAAUUUUAAUAAUAAUAGUGAUACCAUUAUUUCAUUAAAAAUGGCAUAUAAUGCUAUAAUGCAGCAUAGCAGUAAACCGUCUAAUUUUAUUAAAGAAAGAAAAAAAAAUUUAAAUAAUUUACUUGAAAAAAUUGAUAAAUUGCAUGAACAAGUCAGCUUAAAUAUGAAUGAGGCAGAAAAAAAUGUAUAUACAGUUCUUGAAGAUUUAGUAAAACAACUACAUACAACUACCGAUAAAAAAAUGUCUUCAAUAUUAAGUGAGGAAUAUGAAUUAAAAAGACAAUUUAAUGAAAUAAUGUGGAAUGAAAACUUUUUAUAUUAUUUGCAAACAAUUUUACCACCAGCUGAUUUUAUGAACGCUUGGCUAAAACAUUGCCAGUACAGGGAAGAAAUCGAACAAAAUUCUGAACAUUCAGAAAAAAUUAAUUCAUUAAUAUUUCCAGAUAUUCGAAUAAAAGGAAAUAUAAAUGUAAUAACUGAAGGGUCUAUUAACCAUAAAAAUAUAUUUCACUCCUCUGAUCAUUUAUAG
Plasmodium vinckei vinckei is the source of this 1689-nucleotide messenger RNA. Its product is annotated as zinc finger protein, putative. The record is from RefSeq and is a predicted model, not a curated record. Lineage: Eukaryota; Apicomplexa; Aconoidasida; Haemosporida; Plasmodiidae. The transcript is spliced from 2 exons. Bases 1 to 1689 code for a protein of 562 amino acids. Gene Ontology annotation, molecular function: zinc ion binding.